This is a messenger RNA of Fundulus heteroclitus (mummichog), 1124 nucleotides long. RefSeq names its product forkhead box protein D2. NCBI's taxonomy places the organism in Eukaryota, Metazoa, Chordata, Actinopteri, Cyprinodontiformes, Fundulidae. Gene Ontology annotation, biological process: regulation of transcription by RNA polymerase II; cell differentiation; anatomical structure morphogenesis. Gene Ontology annotation, molecular function: RNA polymerase II cis-regulatory region sequence-specific DNA binding; DNA-binding transcription factor activity, RNA polymerase II-specific. Bases 185 to 985 code for a protein of 266 amino acids. The transcript has a single exon. The record is from RefSeq and is a predicted model, not a curated record.
GUGCCCGCAGCUCUCUAGGGGGGCAAAGGAGGGAGGAUGUGUGGAGUGGGAGGCUGGCUGCCGUCAGAUGCAGUCAGACGGUCUGCUCAUGGUAAUGACGAGGGAGCAGGGGGGUCUGUACCCUUAGCCGGGCUCUGAUCUCGCCUGUUGGGGCCCCGUCCCUCCACAGGCCACCCUCUGGACCAUGACCCUGGACCCCAGACCCAUGGAUGAGACGGACAUUGACGUGGAUGUCCGGACCGACCGCGGGGACGCGCAGUGCUCUGUGCUCAGGGGCCAAGCCGCGUCCUCCUGCGCUCCUGUCGCUCCCCAGGGCGCAGUCCCCGCGCAGGACGCUCCCAGCAGCAGACCCGCCUCCAAGCCCCCGUUCUCCUACAUCGCUCUCAUCACCAUGGCCAUCCUCCAGAGCCCGAAGAAGCGGCUGACGCUCAGCGAGAUCUGCCACUUCAUCAUCCAGCGCUUCGCCUACUACCGGGAGAGGUUCCCCGCGUGGCAGAACUCCAUCCGCCACAACCUGUCCCUCAACGACUGCUUCGUGAAGAUGCCACGGGAGCCCGGGAAUCCGGGGAAGGGGAACUACUGGACGCUGGAUCCCCUGUCGGCCGACAUGUUCGCCAACGGGAGCUUUCUCCGCCGAAGGAAACGCUUCAAGCGGCAGCGCUGUCUGGGCGCGCUGAAGGAGCGCCGCGGCCCGGCCCCGUUCGGCCCCGGACUCCACUGUCUCGAUCCAAGCCCCCCAGCGAGCUCAGGAGGUCGGCUACGACUCCAGGUUUGUCCCGGGAUCCCACCUGCGGGCCGCAUGGUGCCAGCGCUCUCCUCGCUCCUCUCCAGGAGCUCAAUGCUCAUGUUUGAACACUGGAACUUAGGAUCCCCGUCGAUAGCGCCAAACCUCCUCCUUCCUUCCGCCUCGGCGCACGGAUUACCUUCCUACCCGACCCCCCAGAUGCCAUUUCUCCCCUUAAAACUUCCCCCCAGUUUGUUGUAAGAUCAGGAUUUUUACUUGCAUUGAUUUGACUAGAGCCUCCUCUACACCAGCCAGUCCGCUUUAGGAGCUGCAGGGUGCGCCAUCACCUGACUGAUGUCUCACACUAGUGUCGGUUUAAAUAAAUCUGGUGCAUUAUAAA